UCUGUAUGCAAGGCAUUGAUGCAUCAUCGAGAAUGAGGUUCGGUACCGAGCUUGGACGUGAUUCCAAUAGUCUGUACGAGUGCAUGUUUUUAAUAGUUGAUUGCCUCGUUUCCACUUUGUCAACAACUGACCAGCCUGUCUAUUGUAACGAGAAGUAAAGCCAUCCAGCGAUUGGAAAACUAGUUGCAUGGCGGAUUCUUUCUCGUCUAGGUACGAUGCGUCACAUUCUCAGUCAUCUAAUCUCAUCAAACACCACUCUUCCCUCACCAAACUACCUACCGAUGCUAACGUCGUCGGUCCCCAGGAGGGAAUCGCAUGUCAGUUUUGACUUCUGUUUCUGCGUCCGGCAUGAUCGGACAGAGAGACUACGAAACGAAAUGUUGUCACAGUCUGCCUUGAGAGAGACAUCACUCUGUCACACGGGGAAAGGGUUGAACAGUGCUGUAGUGAUUUCCCACACCCCCGUGGAAACACAUCCGCAUAAAAGUAAAAUGAAUGGAUCAAUAUAUCAGAAAACCUCUCUCAACAGUCAGCCUAGCUAUAACAUACCAUCUACAAGCCCCCUCCCUCCUACUGUCCCGCCAAACUACGUUGUACACAUACCAAACACCAAACGCGGAUACACUUCCAGAAGUGGGACACGCGCCACACGCAUGCGAAAUCAACAUGUGGCGCAGACUCGAGGCUGUGCACGUGCCCUGUCCUUGUCUUGCAUGUGA
Periconia digitata is the source of this 719-nucleotide messenger RNA. NCBI's taxonomy places the organism in Eukaryota, Fungi, Ascomycota, Dothideomycetes, Pleosporales, Periconiaceae. The record is from the annotation of a GenBank genome assembly.